Messenger RNA from Plectropomus leopardus (leopard coralgrouper), 519 nucleotides. NCBI's taxonomy places the organism in Eukaryota, Metazoa, Chordata, Actinopteri, Perciformes, Serranidae. The record is from RefSeq and is a predicted model, not a curated record.
AUGGUGAAUCCGGACAUAAAAACCGCAACUCUGAGGCCUCGGCUGAACCCGCUGACGUUUUUAUUUCUUCUGUGUUUUACCGGGAAAACUGAUCAAAACGGAUCAGCUGUCAUCACAGUGAGAGAAGACAGUGAUGUUGUUUUACCGUGUUCGCUCGCCACCAGAGAAAACAUCGAGUUAAAGCUGUUUGACUGGAUUAAACGUGCCACAGAAAACGACGGUCAAAACGAGGUUUUCUAUUAUGAUGGAGGCAUCCAUUACAACAGCGGCCGUUCAGGUCAGAGUGAGCAGUUCAAAGGUCGAGUCUCUCAUUUUCCAGAAAAACUGAAACACGGUAACGCCUCCAUCAUCAUCAGAAAUACGAAAGUGACCGACAGCGGAAACUACACCUGUGUUUUUCCACGUCUUCAGCCACGACAAACUUUCCACACUGAGCUGGUUGUAGAGCGAGAAUUAAGAGACAGAACAACCGAAAACAUCCUCGGUGAGUCCUGGUUUAGAUGAUGUCACUUUCUAACU